Thalassophryne amazonica is the source of this 4187-nucleotide messenger RNA. RefSeq names its product ADP-ribosylhydrolase like 1 (gene adprhl1). Lineage: Eukaryota; Metazoa; Chordata; Actinopteri; Batrachoidiformes; Batrachoididae. The record is from RefSeq and is a predicted model, not a curated record. The transcript is spliced from 8 exons. Bases 312 to 4079 code for a protein of 1255 amino acids.
GAACGUGAUAUGUCUUGUGGAGACUCAACUUUGUGUUAACUCCACAUCAAGUGGACCUCUCAUUGACAUCAUGACUACUGGAGAGAGCUGCUUAUGCCAGAUGUUUGUUUUCGAGUAAGAGCAUUUGUUCCGUGAUAGCACGUCUUGGUUCCGUUAAAGGUUUGGAUGGAGAGAGUUUGAUUUAUUAUAGUUGGCUGAGCAGCAGCGUUUGUAUCUUUUAUGCCAAAAGUUGUCUACAUUGUAGCAGUAGUGUCGCAGUUUCAGCCAAGAGAAGAUCCUGUGUCUACGGUUAGCUUGGUGAGCUAGGUAUCAUGGAGAAAUUUGCGGCUGCCAUGGUCCUGGGUGGUGUAGGUGAUGCCUUAGGAUACAGAAAAGGCCGAUGGGAAAGCUGCACCUCCGGCCAGAAGAUCCAAGAGGAGUUGAUGUCUCUUGGGGGUCUUGAUGCUCUAAAGUUGGACCCUGAUAACUGGCCUCUGAGUGAUGGAACGCUGAUGCACAUGACCACAGCCGAGGCGCUCAUAACAGACUUCUGGUGUCUGGAGGACCUGUACCGUGAGCUGGUGCGUCUCUAUGUUGAAGCCAUGGUGUCUCUCCAAGGAAGAACCCCUGAUCCUGCCACAGUGGAGGGCUGUGUCCACCUCAAACCUCACAACUAUCUUCUAGCCUGGCACACACCCUUCAAUGAAAAAGGAUCUGGAUUUGGUGGAGCUGCCAAGACCAUGUGUGUCGGUAUGAGAUACUGGCAACCUGACAGACUCGACAAUCUGGUGGAGGUCAGCAUUGAGACGGGAAGAAUGACCCACAAUCAUCCCACAGGGUUCUUAGGCGCCUUGACAUCGGCUCUGUUUGCAUCUUAUGCUAUCCAAGGAAAACCUCUUGUGACCUGGGGUCGCGAGCUCAUGAAGGUCCUCCCAAAGGCAGAGGAAUACUGCAGAAAGACAAUACGACACAUGGCAGAAUAUCAGGAAAACUGGUUCUACUUUGAAGCCAAGUGGCAGUUUUACCUGGAAGAGAGAGCGAUCGAGAAUGAAGACGAGAACAAGCCCUUGUUUCCUGAUCGAUAUAAUGCUGAAGAGACAGACAAGGUGUAUAAGUGCUGGAGCUCAGAAGGCCGUGCAGGCCGGAUGGGACACGAUGCCCCCAUGAUAGCUUAUGACGCUCUGCUGGCAGCAGGGAGCAACUGGACUGAAGUGUGUCGACGAGCCAUGUUUCAUGGAGGUGAGAGUGAAGCCACAGGCCUGAUUGCCGGCUGCCUCUACGGCCUUAUGUAUGGUCUCAGCCAGGUUCCUCCGGGUCUGUACCAGGGUUUGGACAAGCGACAGCGUCUGGAGGAGCUCGGAGAAGCACUUUAUAAAGCAGCGGCUGCAGAGAAGUGCAUAGAGAAAGCAUAUUCUCAGAAAAGCUGCACUGGCCCUGAUGCCAGUAUCUUGAGGAAGCUGAUUAGAGACCGCAGCUGCCAUCCAGUACUACGUGGGAUUCUGGAGAGUCUCUUGCAGUACCUAAUGCAGGACCUUCCCAACCGGACCACCACAAACAGAAAUAAAGAGACAUCAGGGUUGAGUACACCUGAAGAGAGCAGAAAUGGAGAACAUUGUGUUGAGGGAGUUCCAUAUUCAGUGAAGAAGACUCAACAUUCCACAACUGUUCGGCUUCCUGAAGUUCACAAAAUGUCUCAAAGUAUUACUUCUACUGAGAGUUCUGGAAGGAGUCCUGGAAGAUGCUGGAUAGUUCCACAAAAAGAGACUAUGCCAAAUCAGGAUAAUAAAGUUCAAAUAGCACCGCGAAGGCUUACGUCGUUCAAACUCCUCCAAUCUAAAUUUACACGAUCCAUGCCCAAACCUCCAAUCACACAUCAAAGAGAAGUGGGAAAGUUGACCACCAAAGGAGUCAUGGUGCAUGAUGCGAGUCACAGCCAAGACUGUGACUAUGGUGUACAAAGAAGAGACAGUUACCAUGGUAGAAGACUGCAAGGACCGAAAAGAGACACAAAUGUAAAAGAAAUGGUGCGCAGAUUUGCCAAGGCUGAGCAGAAACAAAGUGGAAUCAAUCUGCAACAGCCAAUCAGGCCGAGACGCAUUGGAAAAGGGGUCUUCAUGUCAUUGCUGUUGGAGACGUUUGAGACUGUGGCCACAGUAUGUAAGAAAAGUGACGUGAAAUGUUGCAAUGAAAGGUCUUCUAGAGUAGCAGUCAAGGUGGGCAGUUCCGUAAAACAGAAAGUAAUGUGUCAUGAAAGGAGACAAAAGCAAGCAGUGGAUCAAACUGUCCACCAUCCAAAAGACCACAAGCAGAUAAAAAGUCAGUUUGUUCCAGAGCAGUCAAACAGAAGUCAAACAUCAGAUAGGCUGAAAGAAAGACCAGAGGAACCAAGAUAUUUUUCAACAAAAGUCUUCUCACAUCUGAGAGUUGACCCCAUGAGGGACAGAUCUUCAGUUCCACAGGCUGGCAUUCAUCGUUCAAUCAACGAUAACAACGUCCAAGGUCAUGAUGAUGACUUAAAAGGCUGUAUUUCCACAGAAUAUAGCGAAAUUCCAACUGCAGUGGAAAUACCCAUGUGCAUUUAUGAUAAGUUAAAUUACAGACAUCCACAGCUGCUGGGUUUACAAUGUGUGACACAAUGGUCACUUCCAGAGCCUGGCAAACUGUCCAUGCAGUUGGAGGCUCCACUGACAUGGCAUUUCCCAACCAUCCUACCUUGUACUUCUGUCUGGGACAUCUGUGUUGAUUCCUCCCCUGAACUAUGUUCUGUGGAAUCAAAAUAUGGAACGUACUUGGAAAAUGUUCCCAAUGUAAAAGAGAAAGUUGUGUGUCAGGAAAGACAGCACCAACAACCAGUGGUUCAAACUGUCCACCAUCCAAAAGACCACAAGCAGAUCAAAAGCCAAUUUGUUCCAGGGCAGUCAAAAGGAAGUCAAACAUCAGAUGGGCAGAAAGAAAGACCAGAGGAGCCAAAAUAUUUUUCAACGAAAGUCUUCGCACAUCUGAGAGCUGACCCACUGGGGGACAAACCUUCAGAUCCACAGGCUGGCAUUCAUCAUUCAGUCAGUGAUAACAAGGACAAAGGUGAUGACGAUGAUGACUUAAAAGGGUGUAGUUCAACAGAAUAUGGUGAAAUUCAGACUGUAGUGGAAAUACCCAGGUGUAUUUAUAGAAAGUUAAAUUACGGACAUCCACAGCUGCUGGUUUUGGAAUGUGUGACACAAUGGUCACUUCCAGAGCCCGGUAAGCUGUCCAUGCAGUUGGCAACUCCAAUGACCUGGUAUUUCCCAACCAUCCUACCUUGUUCUUCUGUCUGGGACACCUGUGUAGAUUCUUCCCCUAAACUAUGUUCUGUGGAACCAAAAUGUACAACAUACUUGGAAAAUGUACCCAACGUGAAGACAGAAGGUCCUCACAUGGUUCUAGAGAGCUCUCACAGGAAGUGGAACAUGGGUGAACCUUCCAUUAAAGAGACAUGCACUGUAACACCUAUAACUGAUGGACUGUUGAUGUACACAGACCAAAAUUUGGAAGAGAGGAAUCCAACCACAACUGUAGCAAAGUACCUCAUCCCAAGGAUUAAUAGAUUUAAUCCUCUAGUUGGUGCUGAUCAUAGCACAGUCCCCUCCCCGUUGGUAACGAAACACACCAACAGUAAAGAUAUCAUGGGUAGCAUCCCAGCUUCCCUCUUUGAUGCCUCAAAGACUCCAUUUAUCAAUGGAUUUACAGAAAAUGGAAAACUUCAAGACAUCCCCUCACAGCUUCCUAAUAUCAAGGUACAAAACCUUUGUCCAUCAACUCAAAGUGAAACAACAGAGAAUACUACACAGAUUAAAGCUGAGAAACACAGACAUGGAAAAGAAGACGAAGGCACAGUUGCAGAUGUUAGACAAACAGGUGCAUCACAAGGCCCUGAAAAAGUUGCCAAGGUUGCAAUGGAAGACAACAAGACCCCUGCUGUUAUGUCACAAAAUCACAUUCAUCCUCAGACAGAAAAACAAAAACAGAGACAGAAAUACACAACAAUAAAUUAUGGGGAUCCUUCAGUCAAACAAGAAUUUAAACCAAAAAUAAUCUGUUUUACUGACACUUUUACUUUCUAGGUUGAUUUUAUUGAAAAGAAAAAGUGAUGCAGUGUCAACAUCAGAAAUCAGUGAUGGACAAAGUACAAUGAAUAUAUAAAUUACUAUUUUAGUAUUGAGCAAUGUUUA